AUGGCUGACAAAGUGCUUGCUGCAAAAGAACUUGAGGUAGACUCUAAGUCUGAAACUGAGUCUAAAAGCAAGGUCAGUUCAAAUGAUUCUACAAGUGAGUCAGGAUCUACUCCAGCUUCCACCCCGUUAGCAACGAACCAUGGGAUAAACCCUGAUCUCACCGGAGAGAAUGUAGAUGAAACAAUGUAUCGUUCUAUGAUCGGUUCGCUAAUGUAUUUGACAGCUUCAAGACCCGAUAUCAUUAUGAAGCUUUUAUCGGUGUCGGAGGAAAUUCUUGACGUUGAUGAGGGAGAUACUGUUGAAAAUGCUGAAAAGCAAUCUGCAAUGGAUACAACCGCUCCUCGUCGAAAAGGAGACUACCUUGCAUGGACGAAAGACGAGGAGUGCACGUUGGCACGUGCGUGGCUAGAUAUAUCGGAGGCCCCCGAUGUUGCAAAUUACCAAAUAUCACCGGUUUUUUGGCAAAAGAUUCGUGAAACAUUCUUUGAAGCUAUGGGGAAAGACGAGGAGUACCGCAAACAAGAUUCUAUUUCGAGCAAAUGGACCGAUAUCAACUGGAAAUGCCAUCAGUUUCAAGAGGUCUUUCAACGCAAUUGGGACAACAGGGAAAGCGGCAAAAAUGGUGCUAAUGUUAUAACAAAAGCGUUGGAAGAAUACAAUCAUACGACAAGAAGUUUCACUUAUUUUAGAUGUUGGGAGCUUUUAAGAGGAAGUCCCAAAUGGGCAAACGUACUGACGAUGACGUCUAGCGUAAGACGUAAAUCAAAGCGGUCCAAAACAUCAUCAUCGGUUGACCCAAACACACCAACCUCAUAUGCUCGCAACGUUGAUUUAAAUAUUAUUGUAGACGACGAGGAAGAUUUGGAGUUGGAACGACCACGGGGUAGAAGAAGUGCCAAAAAUAAGGGAAGAAAGCGGAGUCCUCUUCUUCUAAUCAAGAAAUAUUGA
Molecule: messenger RNA, 948 nt
Organism: Helianthus annuus (common sunflower)
Lineage: Eukaryota; Viridiplantae; Streptophyta; Magnoliopsida; Asterales; Asteraceae
Product: glutathione S-transferase T3-like
Exons: 5
Coding region: 1-948 (315 amino acids)
Source: RefSeq, a predicted model, not a curated record